CCCGGGGACCAGCGUACAGAGGCUACAAGAGCUCGCUGAGCCCACUGCCCGCUGCGAUCGCCCGCCGCCAUGCCCUCCUACACAGUUACCGUGGCCACCGGCAGCCAGUGGUUCGCUGGCACCGACGACUACAUCUACCUUAGCCUCGUGGGCUCUGCAGGCUGCAGCGAGAAGCACCUGUUGGACAAACCCUUCUACAACGACUUCGAGCGUGGCGCGGUUGAUUCUUAUGAUGUGACAGUGGAUGAAGAACUGGGGGACAUCCAGCUGGUCAAAAUCGAGAAGCGCAAGUAUUGGCUUCAUGAUGACUGGUACCUGAAGUAUAUCACGCUGAAAACGCCCUAUGGGGAUUACAUUGAGUUCCCCUGCUACCGCUGGAUUACCGGUGAGGGCGAGAUUGUCCUACGAGAUGGACGAGCAAAGUUGCCCCGUGAUGACCAAAUUCACAUUCUCAAGCAGCACAGACGUAAAGAACUGGAAACACGGCAGAAACAGUAUAGAUGGAUGGAAUGGAGCCCUGGAUUCCCAUUGAGUAUUGAUGCCAAAUGCCACAAGGAUUUACCUCGCGAUAUCCAGUUUGAUAGUGAGAAGGGAGUGGACUUUGUUCUGAACUACUCUAAAGCGAUGGAGAAUCUGUUUAUCAACCGCUUCAUGCACAUGUUCCAGUCUUCCUGGAGUGACUUCGCUGACUUUGAAAAGAUCUUCGUCAAGAUCAGCAACACUAUUUCUGAGCGGGUCAUGAAUCACUGGCAGGAAGACCUCAUGUUCGGUUACCAGUUCCUGAAUGGCUGCAACCCCGUGUUGAUCCAGCGCUGCAAAAAGCUGCCUGAGAAGCUCCCAGUGACUACAGAGAUGGUGGAGUGCAGCCUGGAGCGGCAGCUCACCUUGGAGCAGGAGGUUGAGCAAGGGAACAUCUUCAUUGUGGACUUCAAGCUGCUGGAUGGCAUCGAUGCAAACAAAACAGACCCCUGCACUAUGCAGUUCCUGGCCGCACCCAUCUGCUUGCUGUACAAGAACCUGGCCAAGAAGAUUGUCCCCAUUGCUAUCCAGCUCAACCAAGUCCCAGGAGAUGAAAACCCCAUUUUUCUUCCUUCGGAUGCAAAAUAUGACUGGCUUCUGGCCAAAAUCUGGGUGCGCUCCAGUGACUUCCACAUCCACCAGACUAUCACCCACCUUCUGCGCACACAUCUGGUCUCUGAAGUUUUUGGCAUUGCCAUGUACCGCCAGCUGCCUGCUGUGCACCCCAUUUUUAAGCUCCUGGUAGCACACGUGCGGUUCACCAUCGCCAUCAACACCAAGGCUCGAGAGCAGCUCAUCUGCGAGUACGGCCUCUUUGACAAGGCCAAUGCCACAGGGGGUGGUGGUCACGUACAGAUGGUGCAGAGGGCCAUGGAGGACCUGACCUAUGCCUCCCUGUGCUUCCCUGAGGCCAUCAAGGCUCGGGGCAUGGAGAGCACUGAGGACAUUCCCUACUACUUCUACCGGGAUGAUGGGCUCCUGGUGUGGGAGGCCAUCAAGACGUUUGUGGCUGAUGUGGUGGGCAUCUACUAUGAGAGUGACCAGCUGGUGGUGGAGGACCAGGAGUUGCAGGACUUUGUGAAGGAUGUUUAUGUGUACGGCAUGCGGGGCAAGAAGGCUUCAGGCUUCCCCAAGUCCAUCAAGACCAGGGAGAAGCUAUCUGAGUACCUGACUGUGGUGAUCUUCACGGCCUCAGCCCAGCACGCAGCAGUGAACUUUGGCCAGUAUGACUGGUGUUCCUGGAUUCCCAAUGCCCCCCCAACCAUGCGGGCCCCACCACCCACAGCAAAGGGUGUAGUCACCAUCGAACAGAUCGUGGACACACUUCCAGACCGAGGCCGUUCCUGCUGGCAUCUGGGCGCAGUGUGGGCACUGAGCCAGUUCCAGGACAAUGAGCUGUUCCUGGGCAUGUACCCAGAGGAGCAUUUCAUUGAAAAACCUGUAAAGGAGGCCAUGGCCCGAUUCCGCAAGAACCUCGACACCAUCGUCAGCGUGAUCGCUGAGCGCAACAAGAACAAGAAGCUGCCGUAUUACUACCUGUCUCCAGACCGGAUUCCCAACAGCGUGGCCAUAUGAGUGGUGGCUGCCUGAGCCAGUCUCACCCUAGGAUGGUCACCUGUUCUAGCCUGUCCAGACUCCAGCCUAUCCCAGUGGGGAGGCUCACAGGGCAGCACCAGGGCAGGCCUUCUGGCAUUUCUGUCUUCCCAAGCCUACCAGGAUUCCUGGGAAUUCUGCCCACAUGCCCCAGGCUGACUGGCUUCAACCCAAAGGCUGCCCCAGGUUGGGCCACAUUAUAGCUAAGCUUCUGUGCGUAUUCCUUUUUUAUUCUUCAGUCUUGAGCAAAUCUCAGACUGGGAUCCAGGCAUGGAAACAACACAGGUCCCCUCCUACACAGAGUAGGAUGGUGCAGCUUCCAGCCCUACAUCUAGCUCAGCACUUCCACACCAGCAAGUCAGGAUAACUGAGAGAUGUUUCUUCUUGUUGGAGACAUAGGAUGAUUAUUUCCUGGUCUAUUUUUGCUUAGUUCAAUUUCUUGCAUAUAGUACAUGUCCAAAUAAACUCCUGUUGAGUGAAUUAAGAAUUAGUUGUCAUAAAA
Messenger RNA from Pteronotus mesoamericanus, 2614 nucleotides. RefSeq names its product arachidonate 5-lipoxygenase (gene ALOX5). The transcript is spliced from 14 exons. Lineage: Eukaryota; Metazoa; Chordata; Mammalia; Chiroptera; Mormoopidae. Bases 70 to 2094 code for a protein of 674 amino acids. Gene Ontology annotation, biological process: linoleic acid metabolic process; lipid oxidation; hepoxilin biosynthetic process. Gene Ontology annotation, cellular component: nuclear envelope. Gene Ontology annotation, molecular function: protein binding; iron ion binding; arachidonate 5-lipoxygenase activity. The record is from RefSeq and is a predicted model, not a curated record.